This is a messenger RNA of Suhomyces tanzawaensis NRRL Y-17324, 1122 nucleotides long. RefSeq lists its product as uncharacterized. Lineage: Eukaryota; Fungi; Ascomycota; Pichiomycetes; Serinales; Debaryomycetaceae. The coding region runs from base 1 to 1122 and encodes 373 amino acids. The transcript has a single exon. The record is from RefSeq and is a predicted model, not a curated record. Gene Ontology annotation, molecular function: dioxygenase activity.
AUGUCCUUCACGGAAAUCCCCAUCAUCGACUUGAGUCUAGCAUUUGACCCUAGCACCAAGCCCCAAUUCCUCCUUGAUCUUCGCCACGCUAUCAUCAAUAUCGGCUUUCUCUUGCUCAAGAACUACGAAUCCCUAGGCCCGGAUGACGAGACCCUAGCCAAUGUCAAGCACCAGGCGCAGGAUUUCUUUGCGUUGCCAGACGCAGUCAAGUUGGGCUGCGAAAUGAUCCAUAGUCCUCACUUUUUGGGUUACACAAGAUUGGCUAACGAGGUCACAGCCUCGCAUACCGAUUGGAGGGAGCAGAUCGACUUGGCCACUGAAUUGCCAGCUCCAGGCUCAGAUGAGCCCAUCUAUCGCAACAUCGAGGGCCCCAACUUGUGGCCUGACGCCGAGGCCAUCCCUAACUUCCGGCCAGUGAUCCUGGACUACAUCCACAAAAUGACCCGUCUCAGCACGGUGUUUAGGGGAUUGGUGAUGGAGUCUAUCGGGUUGAGUAGCGACAUUUUGGACGGAUACUUCAAGCCAAACCAGCAGUGUAAGAUGAAGCUCGUGGCCUACCCCGACUCGAGCGCGUUGCAAGGCAAGAAGUCGGUCACACUCAAUGACACCAGCGCCACCAAUCAGGGCGUGGGGCCUCACAGAGACUCCGACUUGUUAACGUACAUCUACCAGGCCACAAACCACACCGACUCGCUCCAGGUGCAAAACUUCCAGGGCCAGUGGAUCACGGUGCCCAACGUGCCGAGGACAUUGGUGGUCAAUGCAGGCCAGACUCUCGAGGCCAUCACCCAAGGGGUGUGUAAGGCUACCAUUCACCGGGUGUUGACCCCCAAGCCAGGAAGUGGCACCCGGAUCUCGGUGCCAUUCUUCCUGACCAUCGACUUGGACUCCUACAAGUCUACCCUCGAGCACAUUCCAGCCGAGAUCAUUGCCUUGAAGGAGGUUCGUGACGGCAAAAUCAAGGAUUGGGCGGUGGACGUGGGGUUCCAGUUCCAGCCUGACGUGUCGAAGGAGCCAGUGGGCUACGCGGUAUUUAGAAACAGGAUCAAGUCCCACCACGACGUGGCCCAGCGGUGGUACCCAGAGAUCUACAAGCAGGUGAUGUCUGAGUACACCCAUUGA